UACAAAAUGAGCUGACGACAUCCGAGCAUUUUCACUAAACUGUUUGAAGCCAACCAGUACGGACACCAUAUCGACACCAUGUCACAGAUCGAGGAGGAGACCCAGUGGCUGCGCUCAACGAUUCUGCCAAAGAUUCUGAAAAGCGGACGCUUGGUGGACAACUACAGCGAUGCAAAGACGGACACCUUCCAGGUGGGAGACAUCGAAAUCGAUGUGAUUGGACAUGCGGAGGCCUUUAUGCUGACGACGUGCUACAGGACAACGAUUAACUUUGAGUACGACGGGGCGAAGUUCCAGCGGAAGAUGGUCGUUAAGAAAACACCCCAGCUGCCGCCACCCAUCUAUGAAUCCAUCCAGUUCGGAGCGCUCUUCAGCAAUGAGAUUAACUUCUAUACACAAAUUCUGCCAGAGAUCCAAGGAUUGGCUGGCGGCAAAUUCGCCGCACCCAAGUAUUACUACAGUGAACUGAAUCAGUAUUCGGCGGUGGUCAUCCUGGAGAACUUCGCGGAGCAAGGCUGGCGGGUAACCAAGGAUCGGGUGGGUCUAAGCCUGGAACACGCUCUGAAAGCCGUGAAUUACCUGGGAAAGUUCCAUGGUUUCGCCUACGCCUUGAAGCACAAGUAUCCAGAGCGUUUCGCCCAGCUGACCAGCGGUCUAAGGGAAUCCCGCUAUGCCAGCGAUGAGGUGCAUCCAGAUUGGAAGCUGACCGGCGAGACGGGUAUCAAGCGAGCAGCCAAGGCGGUGGCCACCUAUCAGCCCCAGAUCGAUGAGGAGUUUGUGAAGAAGUUCAGCGUUUUGAUCGCGGACAGCACGCAGUAUGGCAGGCAACGAGUGGCGCCAAGGGAACCUCUAGCUACGCUUUGCCACGGGGAUUAUGUGAGGAACAAUGUGGCCUACAAGUACAAUGACGGGGAGGAGCCGGAGGAGAUUAUGAUGUUUGACUACCAGACGCUGCGCGUGUCCUCGCCCAUGAUCGAUCUGUCGGUAUUCCUGGCCAUAUCCGUUUAUGCCGAUGUGCGGUAUGCCAAUUUUGAUGCCAUCUUCGAUGAAUAUUGCUCGGCUUUGUAUGGCAGCUACAAAAAUCACACAAAAGAAGAGGUUCCGGAGUCCAUGAGCCGGGCGGAGCUCCUGAAGGAGUACGUGCGUUUUCUGCCGUACAGUGUGUCCAUCACGGCCUUCUUCCUCAUGACCCUAGUUGAUCCUAUGGACAUUUCGCCGCAGGAGAUGUUUGCCACGCAGUUUACCCCAGAGGAGAUUAUAGAGCGCACGAUGACCCAGGGCGGCGAAGUGGUGGAUCGGGAAGUGGCCCACCAGAUUAAGGAAAUGCUGGAGUUGAGCCAAAAAUGUGGGGUCUCCAUAGACGAUGGCAUUGAUGUCGAGAAGUUGGCCAAGGCGUGAAAAGUAGAUAAGAAAUAAACAUUUCUUUGCUUCGGUGCUUAACAAUGACUAAAAA
Drosophila kikkawai is the source of this 1453-nucleotide messenger RNA. RefSeq names its product Juvenile hormone-inducible protein 26. The record is from RefSeq and is a predicted model, not a curated record. NCBI's taxonomy places the organism in Eukaryota, Metazoa, Arthropoda, Insecta, Diptera, Drosophilidae.